Molecule: messenger RNA, 2292 nt
Organism: Saccostrea cuccullata (small rock oyster)
Lineage: Eukaryota; Metazoa; Mollusca; Bivalvia; Ostreida; Ostreidae
Product: histone H4 transcription factor-like
Exons: 1
Coding region: 209-2053 (614 amino acids)
Biological process (GO): regulation of transcription by RNA polymerase II
Cellular component (GO): nucleus
Source: RefSeq, a predicted model, not a curated record
AUUUUGAUCAGAACAAUUUUUAAAGUUCUUAUUCAAAGAAUAAUACUUUACGAUCGGGCUCGAUGUUGUACGGAAUCCCAGAUGGUUGACGCGCGGAGCGCUCCGACUCGCCCAAUCAAUGACAACAAAUCCUCGAAAGAGUGGAUCAAGAGUGAACCUAUGAUAAAAAACAAUACAUCAUCUAUUCUUGAGUGAAUCAGGAUUAAAAAUGGCAUCAAAGAAACGAAGAGCAUCACGUCCAGAAUUGAGAAGAUUGCCAUUGUCUUUGAUGUGUGAAUGGGCAUCAUGUAAAGAAACAUUUCAAGACAUGGAGCAAUUUACAAACCAUCUUAAGGCUCACCUCACUGGCGUUACAAGCAAUGGUAUAAUGGAAGAAGCUACAGAAUACAGAUGUUUGUGGAGGGACUGUGAAAUGACGAUUACUGGCCAUGUAACAGACUUUGUUAGACAUGUAUACUUCCACUCUUUCCAUGUCAAAAUUAAAUGUCUAGGAUCUCAGAUGGUACAAACCUUAAAGUUACAGGGAUGUCAGCUGGAUGAACAAAGUCGCAAUUUGAUUCCAGAAUUACCAGAGAGAUUGCAGUGUGGUUGGAAGGGGUGCGAGACAAUCAUGGACAUCCCAGAAGCCUUUUAUCGCCAUGUGGACAGUCAUGCUGUAUCUUUUCCCGAGGGUAAUAAUGUACCCGGAGGCUGCAAGUGCUCAUGGGAGGGUUGUGAUGCUGUGUCAAAAAGUAGAUAUAAACUGCGUGAGCAUCUUAGGAGUCACACUCAGGAGAAAAUCAUAGCCUGCACUGUGUGUGGAGGUCUAUUUUCCCCCAGAACAAAGUUUCUAGAUCACAUGAAACGCCAAGAAGAAACAGAUGUUCAGUGUUACCAAUGUUCACACUGUGACAAACGCUACACCACAGAGAGACUUCUGAGGGAUCAUGUCCGCCACCAUGUGAACCAGUACAAGUGUCCGUGCUGUGAUAUGACUUGUCCCACACCCUCCAGUUUGAAAACGCAUUUGCGCUACAGACACACCACUCAGGCUCCCUACAAAUGUGACCAUUGUGGACAUGGAGCCAAGUCAAUUGCCGACUUGAAAAAGCAUUUAGAAAGUCACAAUAUAGAUGUUCCAUAUCAUUGCCAUAUUCCAGACUGUUCCUAUACAUCAAGAACAUUUCAAAGCUUAGAAAAUCAUUUCAAACGUCUUCAUCAAGACCUUGAUGUUCAGAAAUACAAAUGCCACGUCUGCUCUACUCUGUUUACCCGUGGUACAAAUCUUACAUCUCAUUUAAAGAAAAAACACAAGUUCAGAUGGCCAUCUGGACAUUCACGCUUUAGAUACAAAAUGCAGGAAGAUGGAUAUUUACAGCUGCAGACCGUGCGAUAUGAAAGCAUUAAACUGACUGAGCAGAUGGAGAGUGAUGAAGCAGUUUCUUCAGAAGUUGAUGUAAACCCACUUUCUUCCACAGACUCUGAAGAAGUCAUUAGCAGAAGUAAGAAAAGAAGAAGGACCUUUAAAAAGGAGAAAGAAAACACGGCUUCUAAACCUAAUGAUUUACAUCAAGAUUACAGUUUAUGCAGGACAGAGCAAACUGCUGGAAAUCUAGUCUCAACUAAUAUCCGCUGUGGCAAGAAUGAAGUCAAAGAACAAACUACAUUACAAGGUCCUGAACCUGAAACAAGAUAUCAGUAUGUUUCAUUUGUAGAGCUUCCUCCGGACUAUUUUUCUUUAAAUCCUCACUUGAAACAAGUCCCUCAUGUGCCUGAAAGUGAAAUAUUACAACCUAUUACCAUAGGAAGCAGUGGUUUGGAUCAUUUUAAGGAUAUAACGAGAGAAAUGGACGGGGACAAUAUUUAUCAGAGUUCAGACCGAGAGCUUCCAUCGGAGCAGGAACAUUCAUCACAACAACCUACAGAUACAUCAGGUGAGGACAGAGGACAGAACUAUAAUCUGGAAAUGCUUGGAGAUGUUGCAUUGAGAGCACCCCCAGAGAAGGAAAAAUCAAGUCCGGGAAAAACCAGAAAAAGAAAACAAACACUGACAAACAAAUGCAGGAAUGCUUAAUGACAAGAUUCACCGACUUCAAAAGUCUAUGCCAUGAACCCAAAUCAAGCUAUGAGAGAUUGAAUUUUUUAUUUAUAUACCGGUAUAAAUACCUUAACUUAAAUGUAUUAAUGUCAUGGUAUAUUCAUCAUCUUUAAAACUUAAAAAAUUGAGAAUACAUUGUACAAAGCAUAAGUUCUUAUGCUUAAAUUAAUCUUUAUAGUUUGAUAAGCAAUGAUUUUUAGCUUUAAACAAAUGUU